This is a messenger RNA of Peromyscus eremicus (cactus mouse), 555 nucleotides long. Its product is annotated as rab-interacting lysosomal protein-like. The transcript has a single exon. Lineage: Eukaryota; Metazoa; Chordata; Mammalia; Rodentia; Cricetidae. The coding region runs from base 207 to 476 and encodes 89 amino acids. The record is from RefSeq and is a predicted model, not a curated record.
GUCCUGUAUCCAGUGACCUUGUAGGUGGACCAGAAGAGGGCUCAAGGGGCCCAGGGCACUCUCCCACCCCAAGGCCCUUUUCUCCAUUUGCUCCUCCCUUGUCACUUCUACUCCGCCCCUUAGGGCCCUAAACUUCCUGGGCCGGAACUGGGCUUUUCCUGCCCCAGUUGAGGGUAGGGGCGGCUUUUGGCCUUAGGAGAGGAAAAAUGGAGUCCAGGAGAGCAGCGCCCGGGCCACCCAGCCAGGGCUCAGCUGUGGGCGCGGGGUCAGCCGCGGAGCUCGUGUACCAUCUAGCGGGGGCCCUGGGCACUGAGCUGCAGGAGCUGGCACGCCGGUUCGGGCCCAACGCGGCGGCUGGGCUGGUGCCACUAGUGGUGCGGGCGCUGGAGCUCUUGGAAAAGGCCGCCGUGGGGCCGGCGCCGGACUCGGUGAGUCACUGGCUCCUCCUCUUACCCCGGACAGCCAGCAGGCCCUAACCCCGACUCCCCCGGUUCCCCCAGCUGCAGGUGUCCGCGCAGCAGGCCGAACUGGAGCUGCGGCGGCUGCGCGAGGAGA